AUGUGGCAUGCGGCUCUCAUUAGGAGUUUUCCUUUGGCUGGUCAAGCUAAAAGAUGGCCAGGCCCUAUUCCUUGCGGGUCGAGCAAAAGGAGGUUUGCUGCAUUCUAUGUCUGUAAAUACAUCUCUUCACUUGAUGAUGAAAUGGAUGAGAUUGUAGGUCAUACUUAUUUGUUUCUGAAAGAGCAGCUCGAGAUAUCUACCAUGCCUCCUCCAUCUGGGGUUCUCCAUGGAACGAUUAUAGAUCAAUUUAUAGCCUGUGGCAAGUCACGAGACAAGGCGCACGACCUUGCUUCACUGAUCUGGUUGGCUGUUAUUGACAACUCUGAGGAAAAUCAGGAGACCUUUCUGUUACUUAAACGCCUUGCCUUUGAGGGAGAUGUUUUUCUGUCAUAUCCCUACUCAAGAUCAUACAAAGUUCAGUGGAGGAUUUUUGAGAGGCUUUUUACAGAUUUUCGUGACUGUUUUAAUCAGUCGGAUUACUUCGAGUUAUUGGCACUUGCCAAACACAAGUUUCUGCCAAUACCUUCUAAUUGGUUGGGUUACUAG
Molecule: messenger RNA, 546 nt
Organism: Fraxinus pennsylvanica
Lineage: Eukaryota; Viridiplantae; Streptophyta; Magnoliopsida; Lamiales; Oleaceae
Source: the annotation of a GenBank genome assembly